CUUAAGCUCCACCCUUUGAUCACAGGCUGCCAUUGUGGGUCACAUUCUAGAAUGCUAGUGUGGAAGUCCCUAAAGAAAGAGCCAGUAAGACAAAUGAGGGUUGACUACAGCAGAAAGGUGGCGGCAGCUCACACCCUGAAGUGGUCUGACCAUUGAAUCAGCUCCACAGCCGGGGUCUCUGCACCUCUUCCCCUAGUUGACAAUGGAGAUAUAUACACAAAUCCCCAUGGAGGAACAUGACAUCGAAACACCCCAUGGUAUGGUCCACGUCACCAUAAGAGGCUUACCAAAAGGAAAUAGACCAGUUAUCCUGACAUACCAUGACAUUGGGCUCAACCAUAAAUCCUGUUUCAAUACCUUCUUCAACUUCGAGGAUAUGCAGGAGAUCACCCAGCACUUUGCUGUCUGCCACGUGGACGCCCCAGGCCAGCAAGAAGGGGCACCCUCCUUCCCAACAGGGUAUCAGUACCCCACCAUGGAUGAGCUAGCUGAAAUGCUGCCUCCUGUUCUUACACACUUAAGUCUGAAGGGCAUCAUCGGGAUUGGAGUUGGAGCAGGAGCCUACAUCCUCAGCCGAUUUGCACUCAAUCAUCCAGAGCUGGUAGAAGGUCUUGUGCUCAUUAACGUUGACCCGUGUGCUAAAGGCUGGAUUGAUUGGGCAGCUUCCAAACUCUCAGGCUUGACGACCAACAUCGUGGACAUAAUUUUGGCUCAUCACUUUGGGCAGGAGGAACUGCAGGCCAAUUUGGACCUCAUUCAAACCUACAGACUGCACAUUGCCCAAGACAUCAACCAAGAAAAUCUCCAACUCUUCCUCAGUUCCUAUAAUGGACGCAGAGACCUGGAAAUUGAAAGACCUAUACUGGGCCAAAAUGAUAACAGGUUGAAAACAUUAAAGUGUUCUACUUUACUGGUGGUGGGGGACAAUUCACCUGCUGUGGAGGCUGUGGUUGAAUGUAAUUCUCGCCUCGACCCUAUAAAUACAACUUUGCUAAAGAUGGCAGACUGUGGAGGACUGCCCCAAGUAGUUCAGCCUGGGAAGCUCACCGAGGCCUUCAAGUACUUUUUGCAGGGAAUGGGCUACAUACCGUCUGCCAGCAUGACCCGGCUCGCCCGAUCACGAACCCACUCCACCUCGAGUAGCAUUGGCUCUGGAGAAAGUCCCUUUAGCAGGUCUGUGACCAGCAAUCAGUCAGAUGGAACUCAAGAAUCCUGUGAGUCCCCUGAUGUCCUGGACAGACACCAGACCAUGGAGGUGUCUUGCUAAGCAGAUGCUACUCCCUGGACCAUGCAAGUCCCUCCUCCUUGAAAUGACCACUCCAUAAUAGAACAUUUCAUCCUGUCAGCUGGCCUCCACUUUCACUCAUGCAUGGCCACAGAACCUUUCUCUAAUAGCCUGGACUUACCAUUCUCUCUACACACCCCUUUUUGUAUAUACCAAGAACCACACCCAUGUCAUUACUGUAACAUUCCAACAUCUUGAUCCGAUCUGAUCUCCAUAUCUUCUCUUGCCAGCCUUUCCCUAUGCUCCCUCAAAUAUGUACCUGACGAGAUUCUUUGAUUCCCAA
Molecule: messenger RNA, 1568 nt
Organism: Peromyscus eremicus (cactus mouse)
Lineage: Eukaryota; Metazoa; Chordata; Mammalia; Rodentia; Cricetidae
Product: protein NDRG3
Exons: 14
Coding region: 203-1267 (354 amino acids)
Biological process (GO): signal transduction
Cellular component (GO): cytoplasm
Source: RefSeq, a predicted model, not a curated record